Molecule: messenger RNA, 414 nt
Organism: Trichophyton rubrum CBS 118892
Lineage: Eukaryota; Fungi; Ascomycota; Eurotiomycetes; Onygenales; Arthrodermataceae
Exons: 1
Coding region: 1-414 (137 amino acids)
Source: RefSeq, a predicted model, not a curated record
AUGGCACAGCAUGCAUGCAGCAUUGUUAUGCGCCUGAUAGCUAUACCCAGUACUCCGUACAGCGCGGGGUUGUUGCAAUCUCUGCUUCGAAAGAUCAAGUACAAUCCCGCGAGCUGCUUGAGUCAAGUAUGCCAGUCUCGACAUCCUCAGAAGCUAUAUACAUUCACGGGAAUUGAGGCCUUCCAUUCCCAAGGGGUACGUCUAUGCCUCAAGGGAUUAAACGCGAAACCAGACAUGUGUUUAGCUGGAUAUUCAUUCCGGACCAGAAAUCAAUUAUCCAAUAGCUACCGUUCGGAUCCAAUUCUAUUAGACCACAUCAAGUAUCUAACCUCGAAAGCUAUAGAUUACUUUUCAAUCUCAAAAUUAUUAUCCAACUUCUUCUCCAUCUUGACUUCAUACAAUCGAAACAUGUGA